This is a messenger RNA of Ostertagia ostertagi, 1638 nucleotides long. The record is from the annotation of a GenBank genome assembly. NCBI's taxonomy places the organism in Eukaryota, Metazoa, Nematoda, Chromadorea, Rhabditida, Trichostrongylidae.
AUGCAAUCAGUAGACAGGUUUAUUAACUACUACAAAGAAGACGGAGGUUGUGAAGAAGGACCUGCUUACUGGUCGCACGCAGGCGGCAUGCUGUUCAACUACCUUACGCUGCUACAGCAGGCUACCGGGGGAGCAGUUAAUAUAUUCAACCGGCCGCUCAUCAGGAAUAUUGGUGCUUACAUAUACAAAGCGCAUAUAGACAGCAGCUAUUAUAUCAACUAUGCAGACGCUGCAGCAAAACUCAGCACCGAUGCCGGCAUCGUGUAUCAUUUUGGCAAAGCCACAAACGAUAGGCUGCUCACCGGUUUUGGUGCUUACCUCGCCAGGCAGCAGCAUUGGGAAAAAAGCAUUCCUGUUGAAACCAUCUAUGGCGGGAUCCAGAAUAUUUUUAGUGCUCCGUCUAUCCUGGCUGCAAAAGCUCAGCCCGCUUUCCUGGCAGAUGCCUGGAUGGAAGGAACCGGUAUUGCGAUGGCAAGAGAUGCGGCAGGCAGUGCUAAGGGAUUUUAUUUUUCUGCGCUGGCGGGGCAUAAUGCCAACCAGCACGAUCUCUUUUUUGCACAGGGUUAUUGUGCGGCAAAAGACAGGCUAUUCCAGCUUGAAAUAUGGCGAAGGCAGGCAACCGGCACCAUGGCGGCCAUACUGGGUGGGCGUGAGUUGCAGAGAGAUAUUGGCGCAAGGCUUUUCCGAUUCCGUGGCAAUAUGGACAAAGAAUUGAACCAUUAUCACCCCCAGGGAAAACAAAUCAUACAGGCUUUUACUGAAGGUAUCAACGCAUAUAUUGACGAAGUGAACAGGCAGCCGGAACAACUUCCCGUUGAAUUCCGGUUGCUGCACAUUUUGCCGGGCAAAUGGACACCAGAGGUAGUGAUAUCUAGACACCAGGGCAUACUGGGCAAUAUCACCGAAGAAUUAAAUAUGGGCCGUUCGGUAGCAAUGGUAGGCGAAAAGAAAAUUAAAGAACUGUUGUGGUUUCAUCCGGAUGAUCCGCUGCUGCAAAUAGACAGUGCAAUCAAUACUGUAUUGCUCGGGCAGGACAUUCUGUCACUGUACAAUGCCUGGCGCAAAGACCUGCUGUUUACACCGGAAGACAGCAGCAUGAUUGCCGGACGCAAUGCUGCAACAACAGUCAGCAACGAAAUGACCGCAACGCAAGGAAAAAACAUGCCAUCAUCUCCCGAAAUGGAAGGCAGUAAUAACUGGGUAAUUGCAGGCAGCAGAACCGCCAGUGGGCAUACCAUGCUGGCAAACGAUCCCCACCGUAAAAUAGCGUUGCCUUCACUCCGUUAUAUUGUACAUCUCAAUGCCCCGGGCUGGAAUGUAACCGGUGGCGGCGAACCGGAGAUUCCAGGUGUGGCCAUUGGUCAUAAUGAAGAAGGUGCGUGGGGAAUUACUGUUCACCAAACCGAUGCAGAAGAUUUAUAUAUAUAUGAUCUUCGUCCGGGACACCUGGAUCAAUACCGCUAUAAAGGAGAAUGGUUGCAGAUGAAAGCAUUGCAGGAUACAAUUACCAUAAAAGUGGACUGGUACCGGUGCCCGGAGAUGGCAGGUAUGAGUGGGCGGGUAGUUUGCCCAUUAAAGAGCGGCCGCACCUCAGCAAUCCUGCCAGUGGUUUUUUUGCCAGUGCCAACGAAGAUCUAA